GCAGACUACCCCAGGUCUCCAAACCCCACGAAACCCCAUAUGCUGCGGUUCCUCGCCGGCGGAGCCGCCACCGCGCGCACGCCGCCGGCGCUCCGGCGGCUGCUCCACAUCGGCGGAGGCGGGAAAGAGCCUGAGAGCGUGGCCUACCGCAUGUCGAUGCUGCGGCCCCCUUCUUCCGUGCGGAAGAAGGGGCUCGUGUCCAACUCGUGCAGCCUCAUCGGCCGCCUCGCCACGCCCGUGACGCUGUACGACAGUAGCUGCGACGAGCACCCCGAGGCGUACACCUUCCUUUCCGUCUCCCCUUCCUCGUCCGCGUCCUCCUCCAGCUCUUCCAACUUCUGGGUGACGUUGCAUUUAAAGGGUGAGCUGGCGAAUGUAAGCCUAAAGCAUCUGAAGCACAAUGACCUUGUUUAUGUAUCUGGUUUUCUGAGCUCUUAUCAUAGAGUCAUUCCAAGUGGAGAACGGUAUAUUUCCUAUAAGAUCUAUGUCAAUGAGCUGAAUUAUGUUAUUGAUCAAAAUAAGAAACCUCAGGUUGAUACAGACUCAGUGAAUCCAUCAUCAAUGCCAUCUGUCACCGAGAACAAGUACAUAGACCGGCUUCGCUUGUGGCAAGUCUUCUUUGCCAACCCUUACGAAUGGUGGGACAACCGACAAUCCAAGCCGUACGUCAACUGCCCUGAUUUCAAGCACAAAGACACUCGUGAGAAAAUAUGGCUUCUGCCAGACGACCCUCCCUGGGUAAGAAAGCAACUUGAAGUACAUGACCUGGAAAUAGCAGAUAAUGGUCACAAGGGUUAUGGUCGACCCAUGAAAAAUCACAAUUGGAAAGCUCAAGAUUUCAACUACUAUGAUGAUGAUGAAGUACAGGAUUCUGCAGAAGCAUGAACAAGAAACAUGGCCUCAUUUGCCAAAAAUGAAGAAAUUCAGCAGGCAACUGUGGGACUGUGCUUUUCUUUGGCCGCUGUUCUUACUGAAUUGUAUAGAUGAUAUACUUAGGAGUUAGGAAAUGGAUUUUUCUAAGCGUAGCCAGUUAUUGGGCUUGCAGGGUGAGUAGUGUGUAUUUUGUAACUUAAUUUACAUCUACAUUCUAGAAAGUUGCUAUUACUCCUUAACAUGCCUCAAAAUUUGUUAAGCGAUUUUUGUCACAACUGACAGAAGACCGUUAUAUUCUUA
Molecule: messenger RNA, 1173 nt
Organism: Phragmites australis (common reed)
Lineage: Eukaryota; Viridiplantae; Streptophyta; Magnoliopsida; Poales; Poaceae
Product: protein OSB4, chloroplastic-like
Exons: 4
Coding region: 40-885 (281 amino acids)
Biological process (GO): mitochondrial DNA replication; positive regulation of helicase activity
Cellular component (GO): mitochondrial nucleoid
Molecular function (GO): single-stranded DNA binding
Source: RefSeq, a predicted model, not a curated record